UUCCUUCUUCCUUUCCAUUGACGUCGUUUCUUUCUCUGUGUCAUCGACGUGCGCGUUUGUUCUCAAGGAUCAAGGGGAAAUACAAAUAAGUUUGAAAUUAAAGAGCAAUCAAUUUAACAACAGUGUCCAAGAUGGUUGACCAAAUUGAAAUGGCUUUAGAUGAUAUUAUAAAAGCAAACAAAAAAGCACCUAGAGGUGGAGGUGCUGGACGUAAAUUCAAUGCUACCAGAAAACCUGGAGGCGGCCGUGGAGGUGCUGGUGCUGGAUUUAGAAAUGGCCGCACGGGAGGCGUUUUGCGCGGAAGAAAUCGUGGCGGUAUAUCUAAAUCAACAAAUUACACAAGGGGCGAUGUUAACAGCGCAUGGAAACAUGACAUGUUCAAUGACUUUGGUGAAAGGAAGCUUCAGAGAAAUGCCAUGCCAGCUAUCACGACUGGUCCUACCAAGUUGUUAGUAUCUAAUCUGGAUUUUGGAGUCUCCGAUUCAGAUAUUCAGGAGCUGUUUUCUGAAUUUGGCAUUCUGAAAAGUGCAGCUGUACAUUAUGAUAGAUCUGGAAGAUCUUUAGGUACUGCGGACGUGGUGUUUGACAGAAGAGCUGAUGCUUUGAAAGCAAUGAAGCAAUACAAUGGGGUGCCAUUAGAUGGAAGAGCAAUGAAUAUACAAUUAGCGACAUCUGAAAUCAGUAGCUUUAGGACUGAAGAUAGAGGAGGGCGCAUUGGAGGAGGAAACAGCGGCGGCAGUGGACCAGUUCGACGAAACAUUAGUAGAGGUGGAGCAAGCAGAAAUCAGGGAGGCGGCGGGUCACGCGGCAACACUCGCCGCGGCGGGCGCGGUGGCACUGGGGCAGGCCGCGGCAAGCGUCCUGUGCCCACCGCCGAACAGUUGGAUGCUGAACUAGAUGCCUAUGUUAAAGAAAUUAAGUGAAAGUUUGCAGCAAGUGUUGUGCAUGAGACACUAUAUUAUAAGUUUAGAUUAAUACAAAGAGACUCAAUAUUGACAGUGGAUAUUUUAUGACUUGAUACCUUAGCUGUGGUAAAACAAAAAAUAGCACAUGCUAAAAUAAAUUGUGGUUUUGAUUCAAUGUUAUGAUUUAAUAAACAUACGAUUUUGGUACAUA
Messenger RNA from Helicoverpa zea (corn earworm), 1116 nucleotides. It is a transcript of the gene Ref1, whose product is annotated as THO complex subunit 4. The record is from RefSeq and is a predicted model, not a curated record. The transcript is spliced from 4 exons. NCBI's taxonomy places the organism in Eukaryota, Metazoa, Arthropoda, Insecta, Lepidoptera, Noctuidae. Gene Ontology annotation, cellular component: nucleus. Gene Ontology annotation, biological process: mRNA export from nucleus. Gene Ontology annotation, molecular function: mRNA binding. Bases 132 to 923 code for a protein of 263 amino acids.